This is a messenger RNA of Lodderomyces jiufengensis, 2856 nucleotides long. RefSeq lists its product as uncharacterized. The coding region runs from base 1 to 2856 and encodes 951 amino acids. The transcript has 3 exons. Gene Ontology annotation, cellular component: nuclear inner membrane. Gene Ontology annotation, molecular function: chromatin binding. NCBI's taxonomy places the organism in Eukaryota, Fungi, Ascomycota, Pichiomycetes, Serinales, Debaryomycetaceae. The record is from RefSeq and is a predicted model, not a curated record.
AUGGAGCUUGAUCAUUUACAACCAGAUUUCAAUCCAUCAUCAGUUAAAGUAUCAAAAUUAAGAAAUAUAUUAAACUUACAUAAUAUCCAAUUCCCAAGCUCGGCAAAAAAGACAGAACUAGUUGCUAUUUACAAUAGCAAGAUUUUACCAAUUAGAUCAAAACUUUUGAAUGAUUAUACAAAUCAAUUGAAAAAUUCAAAUGAUAGAAGUUUUAUUAACGCAACAUCUGAUGACAAUGAUGAGGAUGAUCAAGAAGAAGAUUUAAAUGAUACUACAAUCAAUGGUAAUAAUAAAUCAGAGGUUAAAAGUCCACUGGUUGGUGAUAAAGCUACUAAAUUAAAAAAACUGCCAGAGGUUAAAACUGAGAAUGCAAAAAUUAUCAAGAAAACUUCAAGUAAAAGUAAAAAACAAGUCAAGAGCAGGAAAGAUGAAAGUUUUGACACAAAAACUCCGAUCAAGGAAGAGACUUUAGACAAUAAUCACGAGGAUUCUGAAAUUGAAAAUUCAGAAGUUGAGGAAAAAUCGUUUACAAAUGAUAACGUUUUUCAAAAAAGUCAUAACAUUGAUGAUAAAUCUAAAUCAUCUAAAAAAAGAAAACAUAUAGAUGAAACACCUGCAUCAUCGUCAUCAUCAGCUAAAAAAUUAAAAUCACCAUCAUUGCCACCAUCAACUACUAAAAAAACUCCAAAAAAAUCAAUAUUUGAUGAUAGUGAUUCAGAUAUUUUUGAAUAUUCAAUAAUGAAUAAAACUCCUUCGAAAGACAAUUCUAAAAAACUUACUAAAAAAUCAUCAGUUACUUCAUCACCAGUAGAAAAUGAAAGAACUUUCCAAUCAAUUGAUGAAGAAGUUAAUAAUUUUGAUAAGCAAUUGAAUAAAAUCAAACACAAGGAUCAAUCACAAUUAUCAUCUAAUUCAACUCCAAAAAAAUCAGCAAUUAAAUCACCAACUCAACCAAGCUAUCCUUCUAUUCCUAUGGUUGAUAAUGCAUUAGCUCAACUGUUGGGUAUAACUAUACAGGGUUUUCAACCUCCAGCUGUCGGUGAUUAUUUGUCUACUCAACAACAUCAUACACCAUCACAAUCUCAUCAUCAGCAACAAAAGCAACAACAGCAACAACAGCAACAACAGCAACAACAGCAACAACAGCAACAACAGCAACAACAGCAACAACAUUAUAAGCCGCAACAAGCUCAAGCACCACCACUUCAAGCAUCUCAAAGUAGUUGUAUCAACAAUGUUUUGAAUAAUGAACAUGAUACUUCAACUGCAAAAAUUUCUAGUGAUGAAACCAAAAGUACUCAUCAAACCCCAAAGGUCAAAAGUGAACCAAAAGAAUUUACUCCCUCAACAACAUCAUCAGCUAAAAAAAUCGAAUUAGAAAAAUUAAGAAAACCAUCAACUCCUAAAUCAACAACAUCAAGUACCAAAAAGACAUCAAGAGUUAGCAGUGCCAAAUCCACACCAAAAUCCGAAAAAACUACCCCACAGAAAACUCCUGCCUCAUCAACGAAAAGAAAUAUAACUCCCAAACCAACAAAUGAAUUACCUAAAAGAUUAAGAACUCCAUUGACUAAAGCUUCAUUAACUCCAAAACCAAGAUUAAUUUCAAUAACUUCAUCUAAAGCAUAUCUGGAUGAUGAAGAAGAAGAACAAGAGUUAGUUUAUUUAGAUCGUAAAGAUGAUAAAUCCAUUGAUCAAGAUGAAGAUGAUUCUACUAUUAUAAAUGAUGAAGAUUCCAUAUCAAAACCAACUUUUGCAUCAUCAAUUAAAUUUUCAAGUAUAUUUUUAACAUUUUUAUCAUGGAUCUUUAUAGUAGGAUUUGGAAUAUUUGGUUAUUGGUAUUAUGAACAAAAAUUUUUGGUUGGUUAUUGUGGACAAGAAAUUGAUCAAAUAACAUUUGAAGAUACUUCAUAUCCUAUAUUAGAUAAAUUAGGAGAUUUUUUAGAUACUUAUUGUAAACCAAAAUGUAUACCUUGUCCAUCAAAUUCAAGAUGUUUUUCAAAUUUAGAAAUUGGAUGUUUUGAAGAUUUUAUGGAAUUUAAACCAUGGUAUGAUUUCUUGGUUCCUGGUUAUAAAAAAUGUAUACCAGAUACUAAAAAAGCUGAAAAAUUAGAAAUUAUGAUUGAUGUUGCAUUAGAUUUAAUUAGAAGUAAAAAUGCUGCAAUAAAAUGUGGUACAAGUACUAAUGAUUUUGAAAGUGGUAUAUCAAUUAAUGAUUUACAUGAUUUAUUAUUAUCAAUGAAAGCAAAUUAUAUAACUAUUGAAGAAUUUGAAGAACUUUGGAAAAGAUCUUUGGUUGAAUUAGAAAAAGAACCAGAUAUUAUAGUAAGGCAAUUCGAAUCUACAAGUUUAUCAAAACAACAACAACAUUCCAAUUUUAACAACACUGAAAUUGAGACAUCCCAAGAAAUUAACAAAAUUUUUCGAUCAACGUCCUUACAAAACAUUAAUUUAAAAUGUCAAUUACAAAAUAGUUUAUGGCAAAAUUUUAUAAUUUAUUAUAAAUAUAAAAUUUUAAUUAUUAUAUUAACUUUAAUAAUUUUAAAAUUUAUACAAUAUAAAUAUAAAUUAUAUCAAUUAAAUAAUAUUAAAAUAGAUAUAAUAUAUCAAGAAGUUAUAAAUAAAUUACAAAAUCAAAUAAAUUUACAAAUUCAAAAUCCACAAAUAAUAAAUCCAUAUAUUGGAUCAAAUCAAUUAAGAGAUUUAAUAUUAAAUAAUGAAAUUAAUUUAACAAAAAAAUUAAAAAUUUGGCAACAAGUUAUUAACAAAGUUGAAAAUAAUUCAAAUAUUUUAAGUAAAAUUAUUGAAGAUCAUGGAGAAAUUAUAAAAGUUUGGCAAUGGAUUGGAAAUAAUUAA